Messenger RNA from Akanthomyces muscarius, 1503 nucleotides. RefSeq lists its product as uncharacterized. Bases 1 to 1503 code for a protein of 500 amino acids. NCBI's taxonomy places the organism in Eukaryota, Fungi, Ascomycota, Sordariomycetes, Hypocreales, Cordycipitaceae. The record is from RefSeq and is a predicted model, not a curated record. The transcript is spliced from 4 exons.
AUGUCGCUGGUGACAACACCAGCGUUGGGCGCAACCCCCUCUAACAGCUCUACGUCAAAUAACCCCUUCAAUCCCGCUUUUGCCAGAUUUGCCAACGAUGUCCUGAAACAGUGGAAUGUGCCUGGUAUUUCGCUUGCUGUGGUUGAGGGGGGGCAAAUAUAUUCUCAGGGCUACGGCUUCGCAACUCUCCCCGACACUGCAGUUACUCCAGACACACUUUUUUACGCUGGGUCAACGACAAAGGCAUUUACGGCUGCGACGUUGGCUCAUCUAAUUGAUUCGAACAAUUAUACAGCUCUGUCUAAGAGGUGGUCGACUCCCAUCUCCUCCAUCAUUCACGAUGACUUUGUUCUGCAAGAUGCGUGGUCAACAGCGCACAUCACUCUGGAAGAUGCCGCUGUUCACCGCACUGGCAUGCCAAGGCAUGACUACUCGUGGGCCAAGCAGGUGCAAGGCCGCUCGGCGACACCACGGGAUGUUGUCAGAAAUUUCAGGAACCUGCCGCAAAACGCGGAGCCUCGGACGCGUUUUCAGUACUGUAACCUGAUGUACGUCACACUAUCGUACGUCAUUGAGUUUUUGACGGAGAAACCGCUCCAAGAUGCCAUGCGAGACGUGAUAUGGGGUCCGUUGCAAAUGGAUGCCACCUUUUCCAGCCUCGAGGAAGCAAAGAAGGCAUCCCAGCACUUGGCUUCGGGCUAUAGAUGGGAUGAAGACGGCCAUAAAUUUAUCGAAGCUGCUUUUGAAGAGACGCGUCCUUUUAGCGGUGCUGGAUUCGUCAUCUCAAAUGCGCGCGACUACGCCAAAUGGGUGAAAUGUCUGCUACAAGAGGAGGCGCCAUUCUCCAAGGCUACGCACGAGGAUAUCCGGACCCCCAGAAUUAUCGAUUCUGAAGACCCAAAUACUGUGGGGGAUAUUUCUCUCUAUGGACUUGCCUGGGACCGCACUGUCGCUCAUGGCCAGGUGGUAAUUAACCAUUCUGGCACGGAAACGGCGUAUGGCAGCCAAGUCUUUUGGCUCCCAGACAUCAAAUUCGGAGUCGUCGCCUUUGCCAACGCCGCCGAUACCGCCAACUCGGCCGCCCAGGUUCUCAUCUGGGAGCUUAUUGAGAACAAACUUCAAGUUCCAUCGGCCGACCGCUACAACAUUAAUGACAGGCUAAAGCCGAAGCCCGACGAUGGAAGCGGCAGCGAUCCCGAAGACCCGGAUGACGAAUUGUUUCCAGACCGCCCGAAGGUCCCCCUACCAUCUCCGCAAGGAAACCAAACCAUUCUCUCUGCAGAUCGUGGUGAAAUGGUGGAGCAACACGGGCUUCGUCUUCAUCAUGUAUCCGGUAAUUUCUGGAAUAUACAUGUCGUGGACUCCACCAACUCAACGGAAGCUUACUGGGCUGGCGAGUUUAAGAUUGGCGUCGAUGGGAAGCCCACUGCUCUCGAGGUUCGGUUCUCGCCUCCCGGGACAGAAGCCGACGAAGCACCAGUAAUUUACAGCAGCAUAGAGUAG